AUUGGAUCUAAGCACCCGAACUCCAACAUGAAGAUGCCAGAGAUAAUUCAACCAAACAGGCAAGUGGUGGCCUUUGUUUUGAUGGUGUUCUUGUCUCAGGCUUGCCUGGAGCCUAUUCGUUAUUCUGUGAUGGAAGAAACAGAGAGUGGCUCCUUUAUAGCUCAUCUGGCCAAGGAUCUGGGCCUGGGAACUGGGGAACUGGCCACUAGGUCAGCCCGGGUGGUGUCUGACGAUGACAAGCAGCGCUUGCAACUGGAUCGUCAGACUGGAGAUUUGCUUUUGAGGGAGAAACUAGACCGGGAAGAACUAUGUGGCCCUGUUGAACUGUGUGUACUGCAUUUCCAAGUGUUGCUGGAAAAACCGGUGCAAUUUUUUGAAGGAGAAUUAUCAAUCCAAGACAUAAAUGACCACUCCCCAGUAUUCCCGACUGGGGAAAUGCUCUUGAAAAUACCGGAGAACAGCCAGCCAGGGACUCUGUUUCCGUUGAAAUUAGCUCAGGAUUUGGAUGUGGGCAGCAAUGGUCUUCAGAAAUACACUAUCAACCCCAAUUCUCAUUUUCAUGUUCUAAAUCGAAAUCAUAGUGAGGGCAAGAAAUACCCAGAUUUGGUGCAGGACAAAGCACUGGAUCGAGAGGAGCAGGCUGAGUUCACCUUAACCCUCACAGCCCUGGAUGGUGCGUCUCCACCUAGAUCUGGCACCAUCACAGUGCGAAUCCUGAUCAUGGAUGUCAAUGACAACGCUCCAGAGUUUGUGCACACCCCAUAUGAAGUACAGGUCUUGGAAAACAGCCCUCUAGAGUCUCCAAUACUUAGUGUCUCAGCUAAAGAUAGAGAUUCUGGAAACUUCGGGAGUAUUUCCUAUGGCUUUUUCCAAGCAUCCGAUGAAAUUAAACAAACUUUCUCAAUUAAUGAAGUCACAGGAGAAAUCCGACUGACAAAGAAACUGGAUUUUGAACACAUUAAAUCUUACCACGUAGAAGUUGAGGCCAUAGAUGGAGGAGGCCUUUCUGGAAAAGGCACUGUAGUCAUACAUGUGGUGGAUGUGAACGACAAUGCCCCUGAACUUACCAUAUCUUCACUCACCAACUCCAUCCCAGAAAAUGCUCCUGAGACUGUAGUCUCUAUCUUCAGAAUUCGAGAUAAAGACUCUGAAGACAAUGGAAAGAUGAUUUGCUCUAUUCCAGAUAAUCUGCCAUUCCUUCUGAAACCUACUUUCAAGAAUUUCUACACGCUCCUAACGGAAAGUCCCCUCGACAGAGAGAGCCAGGCCGAGUACAACAUCACCAUCACCGUCACGGACUUGGGGACCCCCAGGCUGAAAACGCAGCACAACAUCACCGUGACGGUGUCCGACGUCAACGACAACGCCCCCGCCUUCAGCCAAACCACCUACACCCUGCGGGUCCGCGAGAACAACAGCCCCGCCCUGCACCUAGGCAGCGUCAGCGCCACAGACGCAGACUCGGGCGCCAACGCCCACGUCACCUACUCGCUGCUGCCGCCCCAGGACCCGCAGCUGCCCCUGGCCUCCCUGGUGUCCAUCAACGCGGACAACGGGCAGCUGUUCGCGCUCAGGUCCCUGGAUUACGAGGCGCUGCAGGCGUUCGAGUUCGGCGUGCGCGCGGCCGACCGCGGCUCGCCCGCGCUCAGCAGCCAGGCGCGCGUGCGCGUGCUGGUGCUGGACGACAACGACAACUCGCCCUUCGUGCUGUACCCGCCGCAGAACGGCUCUGCGCCCUGCACCGAGCUGGUGCCCAGGGCGGCCGAGGCGGGCUACCUGGUGACCAAGGUGGUGGCGGUGGACGGCGACUCGGGCCAGAACGCCUGGCUGUCGUACCAGCUGCUCAGGGCCACGGAGCCCGGGCUGUUCGGCGUGUGGGCGCACAACGGCGAGGUGCGCACGGCCAGGCUGCUGAGCGAGCGCGACGCCGUCAAGCACAGGCUGGUGGUGCUGGUCAAGGACAAUGGCGAGCCGCCGCGCUCGGCCAGCGUCACGCUGCACGUGCUGCUGGUGGACGGCUUCUCGCAGCCCUACCUGCCGCUCCCGGAGGUGGCGGCGGCCGAGGCGCAGGCCGACCCGCUCACCGUCUACUUGGUCAUCGCCUUGGCGUCCGUGUCGUCGCUCUUCCUGUUCUCGGUGCUGGUGUUCGUGGCGGUGCGGCUGUGCAGGCGGAGCCGGGCGGCGUCUGCGGGUCGCUGCCCGGUGCCCGAGGGCCACUUUCCGGGCCACCUGGUGGACGUCAGCGGCACGGGGACGCUGUCCCAGAGCUACCAGUACGAGGUAUGUCUGACGGGAGUCCCUAGGACUGGUGAGUUCAAGUUCCUGAAGCCGGUAUUUCCCAACCUCUUGGUUGAAGACACUGAGAGAGAAAUUAAAGAAAACCCCAACUGCAGGAAUAGCUUUGUAUUCAAUUAAGGAUUGUAUUUGGUCAAGUCAUCCUCUCAAUUUUGGCAAACCUAACUCCCAUUGCAAUGCCUUUCUUUUAAGAAUUUUUGUUGUCUAAAUAUGUACACUUUUAUUCCAAACCUAUGCAUGUCCCUGAUUGUGCUUAAUUUUCCCCCUUUUAUUAAUAUUCAUUGGG
Messenger RNA from Hyaena hyaena (striped hyena), 2581 nucleotides. RefSeq names its product protocadherin beta-4. Gene Ontology annotation, molecular function: calcium ion binding. The transcript has a single exon. Gene Ontology annotation, biological process: homophilic cell-cell adhesion. The record is from RefSeq and is a predicted model, not a curated record. Bases 28 to 2415 code for a protein of 795 amino acids. Lineage: Eukaryota; Metazoa; Chordata; Mammalia; Carnivora; Hyaenidae. Gene Ontology annotation, cellular component: plasma membrane.